Stegodyphus dumicola is the source of this 2712-nucleotide messenger RNA. RefSeq names its product Wnt family member 1 wingless (gene wg). The record is from RefSeq and is a predicted model, not a curated record. Gene Ontology annotation, molecular function: cytokine activity; frizzled binding. NCBI's taxonomy places the organism in Eukaryota, Metazoa, Arthropoda, Arachnida, Araneae, Eresidae. Gene Ontology annotation, biological process: neuron differentiation; cell fate commitment; canonical Wnt signaling pathway. Gene Ontology annotation, cellular component: extracellular region.
GGAAGGCAGACGACGAUGAUCUUCUGCUCUCUCCGAGCAGUCCUCUUCAUCUCUCUGUUCGUCCUCGUUCAGUCAGCGAAGCCCAGAUCCAGAAUCAAAAGCAGAGGGUCCCGCUGGUGGAACCUCGCCCAUUCAGAGGAACCUACGAAUCUCGUCGUGGAUUUCCAGAGGGGCAACUCAGUAACAGGGCCACCUCAUCUGCCACUGCGGAAAAAGCAAAGAAGGCUGGUCCGAGAAAAUCCUGGUGCGAUGGCAGCCAUUGGCAAAGGAGUCCAAGUUGCCAUCGUGGAAUGCAAACACCAGUUUCACAAAAGAAGGUGGAAUUGCCCUACUAUAGAUUACGCUAGAGGGAAAAAUAUAUUUGGAAAAAUAGUUCAGAAAGGUUGCCGAGAGACUGCAUUUCUCUAUGCCAUCACAAGUGCGGGGGUCACUCACGCAAUUGCACGGGCUUGCAGAGAGGGUUUGGUGAGCACAUGCAGCUGCGAUUACAGACGCCGAGGACCCAGUGGCUUGGACUGGGAAUGGGGUGGAUGUAGCGACAACAUCGAUUUCGGGGCCAAGUUCUCAAGGCAGUUUGUUGACGCCGCAGAAAGAGGAAAGGAUUUACGUUACAUAAUGAACCUGCACAACAAUGAGGCAGGAAGAGCGCACGUGGUUGCUGGUAUGCGUCGCCAAUGCAAAUGUCAUGGAAUGUCUGGGAGUUGUACUGUGCAAACUUGCUGGAUGCAGCUGCAGUCUUUCAGGGCAGUAGGAGAAAGUCUCAAAGACAGAUUUGAUGGCGCUUCAAGGGUCCUUGUCACCAACAGAGGGAACGUAAGGCGACGAGCACUUCUCAAGCCUUACCAUCCAGAACACAAACCUCCUUCUAAGAAGGAUCUUGUCUAUUUCGAAAAUUCACCGGACUUUUGCGAUCCAGAUCCUGCGUUAGGACAUGCAGGAACUACAGGUCGUGUGUGCAAUGAAUCAUCCCAAGGAGUUGACGGCUGCGAUCUCAUGUGCUGUGGUCGUGGUUUCAAAACAGAGAACAGAGAGGAAUUGUCCAGAUGUAAUUGUACUUUUCACUGGUGUUGUCAAGUUGAUUGUAAGAUGUGCAAGUCACGAAAACUAGUACACUCGUGCUUAUGAUAAUAGUCUGUAAGUCGAUCCCUCGGUUGCUGCAUAUGUGAGUGUAUAAUCUUCAAAACUUGCUACAAAGUAGCGAAAGUGUUGAUUCUGAAUAAACUGCAAAUCUGAGUUUUCAUGUAAAAAUUAGGUUUAUUGUGUGUUAAAACUCAGGGGAACCUUAUAAAAAUGCUGAAAUGUUUGCAGUGAUACUCAAAACGCACAAACACUUUUGUGUUCCCUAGGGCUCAAGAUUUUACAGCCGAAUAUUCAAAAACAAAAGAAAAAAGGCGAUAAUAAUAUAGAAAAUAACUGUACAAUUAAUGAAAUUAAAAAAAGUUACAGUGGAAAUCUUCUUGCCCUGAGAUACUUUUGAAUUCAUUCAAAUGUUUAUUAACAAAUUGGCGUAACCAGAAAAACCUAAAGGUUAUUCAUAUUGUACUGUAAUGCAUGGAAUAUGACAUAAUGGGUAGGUUACAGUCAUCAGUUAAAUAUUAUUGUGCUUUUUCUAAUAUAAUGUUAAAAAUUUUUAAUGAAUAUUUAAUACAUUCUCUGCAUUUAUUGACAGUAAACGCUUGCUUAUUCCUCAGCACUUUAUACAGUAAACUGCUAUCAUUGUCAAACGUUUCCAGGCAUUUGCAGUCAUAACUAGCUUGCAAUUUUUACUGAAACAAAACUUUUAACUGAAUGAUGUUAGCUAGUGCCAACUAUAAUCGUGAUCUUUGCUUAUUAAGCGCCCAAAUUAAAUUCAACAAAAUACGUUUCUGUACUGAUGUUUGAAAACUAGCCUGGAAUGAUUUACACAUAAGGCAACUUUCAUGUUUGUAGAUAAUGUUAAUGAUGAUUUUGAAAUAAUUAUGUUUAAGCUGUUUUCAUUUUGAUAUGCUACAGUUCUGUGAUAGUAAAAUAAGCAGGAGACCCCAUGGCCAUGAUACAAGACAUACUGAAACUGCUUAAUUCUCCAAGUGAAUACAUAUUUUAAGAUAAGAACUUGAUGAUCACAGAUAUGCAUCACUAACGAUAUGCUGAAAAUAUUAUGUCUGUAUUAUGCUGUAGUAAAGAAUCCUUUGUUUAUCUUUAUGCAUUGAACUGUGGGAAAUCAUGCAUAGAUAGGUAUUUUUAAGACAUUUUUUGGACGCAGUAUUGUGUUUCACCCUAUUUCUGGCUAAGGGAAUCAACGUGUAUAUACUUGCCUACAACUCUGUAUAUUUGAAUUCCAAAAGAGAGGCAUAAGAUAUAAAUAUACCACCAGGCUUGGAUUCUUUAAAUAUUUAUUAAUUUGAAAAAGACUCCAACUUUUUGCUUAAAACAAUUGAGAUUAUUAGUGUGCACUUAACUUUGGAUAUGCCCUUAACUAUCAUGCGAAAAUCGGAAUUAUUGAAAUUAUGUAAUCAUAUUGACUAAAUGCUUUCUCCUUUUACAUUCUGAAACUUUGCUUAGGACUUCAUAAAUUGUAGCAUUUGCAUGAGUUAGUAAUAUGUAAAUUAGUUGUGCAAAUUCCUGUCGUAAUACAACCAGAAAUGUAUGUUAUGUGUAUACAUAUACAUGUGUAGCAUAUUUAAAAAAGUACCUUAUGCUUAAAAUACUGUAAAAAUCGGUAAUAAACUGUUA